AAUGUAAGACCGGACACUAUAAAACUCUUAGAGGAAAGGAAGCUGGCAGCAGAGCGCCCAUUCCUGGAGGAGAUGCGAGGGCGAGGAGAGAACCUGAACGUGGAGGUGGAGGGGGUACAGACCGCACAGAAGGUGACUGGCAAGAGCUGGCAAGGCUCCUCCCUCCCAUUCUUCGCCCCGCUGGGGCUACAGGGAUCCAUAAACCACAAGGAGGCUGUUACCAUCCCCAAGGGCUGCGUCCUGGCAUUUCGAGUGAGACAGCUGAUGGUCAAAGGCAAAGAUGAGUGGGAUAUUCCACCCAUCUGCAAUGAUGACAUGCAAACCUUCCCUCCCGGAGAAGAGCCAGAAGAGGAGAAGCUCACCUUUAUCCAGGCAUCUGAUGUUGGGGAGGUACACGAGGACUUCAGGACCCUAAAAGAAGAGGUAAAAAGGGAGACCCCGGAAGUGGAGAGGCUGAGCCCAGAAGGGAAGAGCUCCCUGCUCAGCUCCCUCAGCAAACUCUUAGGGAAGAAAAAGGAGCUGGAAGACCUGGAGCUCACGCUUGAAGGAGCUCUAGACAAAGGACAUGAAGUAACCCUGGAGGCACUCCCAAAAGAUGUCCUACUCUCAAAGGAGGCUAUGGGUGCCGUCCUCUAUUUCCUUGGAGCUCUAACAGAGUUAAGUGAAGCCCAACAGAAGCUGCUGGCACAAUCCAUGGAGAAAAAGAUCUUACCUUUGCAGCUAAAGCUGGUGAGAAAAAAUGGCAGCACAAUGGAACAGAAUUUCCGCCAGGAUAAAGAGGGUGUUUUCCCCCUGCAACCUGAGCUGCUUUCCUCUCUUGGGGAAGAGGAACUGACCCUCACAGAGGCCCUAGUGGGGCUGAGUGGCCUGGAAGUGCAGAGAUCAGGCCCCCAGUACACAUGGGACGCAGACACCCUUCCCCGCCUCUGUGCCCUUUAUGCUGGCCUCUCCCUCCUGCAGCUACUGACCAAGGCCUCCUAA
Mesoplodon densirostris (Blainville's beaked whale) is the source of this 981-nucleotide messenger RNA. It is a transcript of the gene GSDMA, whose product is annotated as gasdermin A. The annotation marks the transcript as partial. The transcript is spliced from 11 exons. The record is from RefSeq and is a predicted model, not a curated record. Gene Ontology annotation, biological process: defense response to bacterium; pyroptotic inflammatory response. NCBI's taxonomy places the organism in Eukaryota, Metazoa, Chordata, Mammalia, Artiodactyla, Ziphiidae. Gene Ontology annotation, molecular function: phosphatidylinositol-4-phosphate binding; phosphatidylinositol-4,5-bisphosphate binding; phosphatidylserine binding.